Molecule: messenger RNA, 2220 nt
Organism: Rhipicephalus sanguineus (brown dog tick)
Lineage: Eukaryota; Metazoa; Arthropoda; Arachnida; Ixodida; Ixodidae
Exons: 2
Coding region: 1-2220 (739 amino acids)
Biological process (GO): protein processing
Cellular component (GO): plasma membrane
Molecular function (GO): metalloendopeptidase activity
Source: RefSeq, a predicted model, not a curated record
AUGCCGCAAACACUGUUGCCGUCCGACAGGACGCUGUUGAUCAGUCGCGGCACUCGGCGCCUGAGCGAGAUGCUCAACAAGCGAUGCUACUGGGGCGGCGUCUCGGCCCUCGCGGCCGUCGUCUUCGUCAUGAUCGGUGUCACCGCGCUCCCUCAGCUCGAAGGCUUCUUCGCGCCGGCCCACCUCUCCGUGAACGUCACCGAAGACUCGCAAGACGAGCCGCAGAAAACGAACGACUCCAUCGGCGAAGAGAUGGCUUCCCUGGCUGCGACGUCGCGCCCGCGACCACAGCCGUACGUCUGCAGCACGGGCGCCUGCAUCAAGGAAGGUGGAUGGCUUUCAACAAGCCCGGCCCCAGAGAUGCCAGGGCGUCCGUCGACGAUCCGCCUCCUCUACAGCUACGCCGAGAUAAUGACCCGGGUGUUGGUCCAGAAGCACAGCGUCGUGCCCUCGGUGAAAGUGCUCUUCGACAACUGCGUCAACCCGACCGCCGAACUCUUUGAGCACAUACGGAGCGUCUAUUUCUACCUCCUAGGCUUUCAGGACUGGCCUUACUUGAGCACCAGCUCGGGCAGAAUCAGCGCCGAUGAAGUGUCUUCUAAGAUGGGCGACCUCCACCGCCACCUGGGCAUCGACAGUCUCUUCCAUUUCUCGCUCGUCGAAGAGUACGAAAACAAUGGCACUCUCUCACCCGUUAUUGGGGAACCAAAUCUCCUGGUAGGCAAACUUCAAGGACCCCUGAGCGAAUACCGAUUCCUCAGCGACGCGUUCCAAGCCCUGAUGCACUCUAUGGGCAAGGUUGCCGACACAGACGUCGCUCAGAUCGAACUGGACCUCGCCCAACGAAAGGCUUCGCACACGCACGACUGCAUGCUUUUUCCCAAGCACUGCGGCGCGAUGAGCUUGUCCAACCUCCCCGGCUCCAGGCUCUUCUCUUGGCGUCUACUGUUGGAUCGAGCCUUUGGGGACCGUAUUUUGGCCAUGGCCGGACACAAGGUCAAGGUAACGAGUUUGGAAUACAUUUCCAGUUUCACGAACCAGGGAACGCUACCGCGCAAGGCGGACGUUCUCAAUUACAUCGUGUUUCGCGUGUCCAUGGCGCUCUCGCCUUUCAUCAAGAACGUCGAGCUGCGAAACAAGCUGGCCUCCAUCGCGUACGCCGACCAGCCCGAGUUCGCCAAGCACUUACCCGCCACCCACUACUGCGUCAAGCUGCUGGACCGCAUGGAACCCUACGUCCCGAUGAUACUGGCCUACAGCGGCUCUGUCAAACUGCUCGGCUACGAAACGUUGAGAGACCUGCUCUUGAAGCGCCUCAACGCCAGUUUCUACGAGACCAUGCGCAACGACACACGUUUUUUCGGCGCCUUCAAGGAUAGCCUGCUGAAAAAGCUACGAGCUCUCUCCUGGGAACCACUGGUGCCGCGCAGUUUCUUCGACAAGGCGUUCCGCAACAAGUACUUCAGCAACAUGUACAGCAGCAACCCGACGCAGCCGUUAAACGCGUUCUUCUACUACUGGCUGAAGAACGCCAUGAUGAGGCAAAACUGGCUGUCUUCCGAUUGGUACAGGCAGUACAAGACGGGCUGGAAAGGAGGAUUCUUGCGCACCUACCCGUCCCUCGAAGCGCCGUACCGAAACCUGGAGAUACCACUGGCCGUGUUCGAUUUUGUUAUGUCGAGCCACGCGUCGGUGCAGCUGCUGCACGUGCCAAGAGUGGCCACCCGAGUCUACCGUAGCCUCUACCGUUUCAUAUAUUACUGGGCGUACACUUUUUACUUUCACACGACGGCUACGGACCCGGUGUCUGUCUUGGAGAACAUCCGAGGUUGCCUGCAACAAGACUACGCCUCCUUGAAGUCUCCGUUCUCCAAUGCGUCCUUGAACAGCGAACGGACUUCCUUAUCGGACCUGUUCGAUGUAUUGGCCAUCCCUGCGGCUUUCGAUGCCUUCCUGGCGGAGGCAUUGAAAGGAUCCAGCGCUUUCCAACUAGCGGGAGCGCUCUCUUUUACCCACGAACAGCUGUUCUUCCUUUAUUACGCUUUUGGACACUGCGAGAACAAUAACCCCGAUUUCUUGGCCAAGUGGAUGCGCCAAGGGUCCGAAAGCCCAGCCUGGUAUAGAGUGAACGGACCUCUCCGCCAUUUUCCGGCGUUUUCGAAGGCGUUCAAUUGCCCGGCUGGAAGCUUCAUGAACCCUGUUAAGAAAUGCGUCAACUAG